GAUGCGCUCCGGCAGUUUGUUCUCGGAGUCUCGACUGGUCGGAAGCAGGUUUUCGGUCUUGGUAGUCGCGUCGCGUCGGUGCGAGCAUAGCAAUACACUGAAAAGAGAGAAUUAGUGGGAGAGAGAGAGUGCGAAGGAGAAACGGCCAAACUGGGAACAAAAAUAUAGGAAAAGUGUGAUUUAGAAGUCGGUUUUAACGGGCUAGCGGGACGUUUUGCGAGUGGAAGCUGCUGAAUAUUGGUGGAUUAGAGGGGAAAUUUCACCUUUACCGUGGAAUCGCGGUGAAAAUCGGACCGGAAGUGCCUGGAAAAUGUGAUUUAUUGACACGGUUGGUACGGAUUUGUGCGCGGCGAGCAGUGCUCCAAUCAGUAGACAAAACACUACCACACUGACAGCUGCCAGGCUGCACAGGGUUGAACGGCUGGCCUGCUGCGAUGAGCACGGCACAGCCCUGGGUACGAACGAGCACGAUCCCCGCACGGUACAGCCCUGCUUUCCGAGGAACAGCUCUACCAACACCGCUGUCUUUGCGCGCAAUGUCCGUGUAUUGGGUGUCGUAUAGCUGUAAAUGCGCGCGCGACAUAUUGUAGUGUUCGGUCGCUCCGUUUUCGGGGUGGGUAAUGAGAUGAGUGUGUUUAUAUAAGUACAAAAACAUAAAAAUAAAUCCAAUGAAAACUGAAAAUAAUUCUAAAGUGCGGAGACACAUUUCCAACAUGAGUUAUAAUCGAGAAAUUCCUUCGAUUCGGUCGAGGAGCCGAGUACGGUCGUGCGAGGAAAAUAAAACAAGCAAUUAAUUUCGGCUGACUUGCGCUCGGAGGGAAAAUACGGGAAGUCAGAGAAGCCCCCCUCCUCCCAAACCAGAAGCGGGAGGGAAAAUCUAGACGGAAAACCCGGGGGGAGAAACGCCAUCAAACCAGAGAGACAGUUUCGUCGUCGUCGUUGCAGAUUAGUGUAAAUAUCAGCACGACGAGAUUAAAAAUAAAAUGCCCAGAUUAAUUGCUGUCGUCGGCGGCGGCAUUUGGAUGCUGCUGCUACUGGCUGUGGUUCUGCCGCGAAUCAACGGCCAGCCGGAUGCCGGGGACGGCAACUGUCCCCGGCUGUGCUCCUGUCUGGGCGAUGUCAUCGACUGCUCCGAGAAGGCCCUGGACGCGCUGUUCCACAUUCCGAGUUGGGUUGGCAAUCUUGACUUAUCGACGAAUCGACUCGGCCACGACGCAGUACAGUCGCAGGUGUCGAACCUCAACAAACUACAAAUUCUGAACAUCAACCACAACAACCUUGGUCGGAUACCGCGGCUGGCCGGUAUGACCAACCUGGUCCGGCUGCUGCUCGCCAACAACGGGAUCGAAGCUCUCGAGGUCGACGCGUUGACACCGCUGACCACGCUGCGCUUUCUGGAUCUCUCGCGGAACAACAUCAAGGAGAUCGGGUUCGGGUCGUUUCCGGCCAAGAACAGCCUGCAGUAUCUGAACCUGAACUUUAACAAGCUGACCGCACUGACAAAGGGGACGUUCCAGCGGUUACCGCUACUCAAAAGAUUAGAAAUCAACAGCAACCUGUUGGAGGAGGUUCAGAGUUUGACGUUCCAGAACUUGAACCAACUGAAGAGUCUUAAAAUGAACAACAAUAAGAUCACCAGCCUCAUGGACGGAGUGUUCCACGGCUUGACCACGAUCUCCAUGCUGGAACUGAACAACAACAGCAUUACGAGCAUCCGCAAAGGAGGACUCUUCAACCUGACGAGCCUCACCAGCCUGGCUCUGUCCAAGAACGCCAUCACCGAAAUCGAGCAGGACGGCUGGGAAUUCUCUCCGCGACUAGUCACACUCGAUCUGUCUUUUAACCGGCUCGAGUCCAUCGACAAGUACACCUUCGAGGAGCUAUCUCAGCUGCGGGCGUUGAACCUCGAGGGGAACCAAAUCUCGGCGGUCGGCGAGGGAACGUUCAACAACACCAAAAACCUGGAAGUGCUGAACCUCGGCCAGAACAAGAUCUCCUGGACGAUCGAGGACAUGAAGGGCCCGUUCUUCGGGCUGUCGAAGCUGGAGAAGCUGUUUCUGAACGCGAACGAGGUCAAGUCGGUCAGCAGGAACGCGUUCAUCGGGCUGAAGUCGCUCACGCUGCUCGAAUUGAGUCAGAACAACAUCUCGUCGAUUCAGAACAACGCGUUUAAGGAUACGAUCCGGUUGAACAACCUCAUCAUGAACUCAACGAAUCUGUUGUGCGACUGCAACUUGGGUUGGUUCUACCACUGGAUCAAGGACCGGAAGGACGUGUUCCAGCUGGAAGCGGAGUGCAGCUACCCGAUCUGGCUUCGAGGUCACCUCAUCCGCGACUUAAGUGCUUCAAACUUUUCUUGCUACGACUCGCCGAAACCGCACCUGAUCGAGGAACCCAAGUCGCAGCUCGGUAUCCGCGGAACGAACGUAAGCCUGAUCUGCAAGGCCACCUCGACGGCGUCGGACGCGAUGUCCUUCAAGUGGAAGCUGGACAACCACGAGCUGCCGGAAGCGGCGUACACGGUCAACCAGCUGAACAACGCCAACGGGACGGUCGGCACGACCGAGCUCGUCAUUCCGUACAUCCAGGGGAACGGCGCCGGCAAGUACCAGUGCAUCAUCUCGAACAACUACGGCGUGGUGUACUCGCAAAAGAUCAAGAUCACGGUGGCGACGUAUCCGUACUUUAAGAAGACGCCGAAUGACAUUAGCGUGCAGUCGGGACGGGACGCCCGGUUGGACUGCUCGGCGAUGGGAGAUCCGAAGCCGCAGAUCGCUUGGGAAAAGGACGGUGGGAAUGAUUUCCCGGCGGCUAAGGAUCGGCGGAUGCACGUCAUGCCGGAUGAGGAUGCGUUCUUCAUCAAGAAUGCACAGCUGGUUGACAUGGGAGUUUAUACGUGCACGGCGGAGAGUCCUGCGGGGGUGAUUCGGGCGAGUGCGCUGUUGGUGGUAUUUGAGUCACCGACGUUGCAGAAACGGCUGGAAUCGAAGACUUCGGAGCUGGGCAAGUCGAGCGUGCUGGAGUGUAUGGCUUCCGGGUAUCCGAAACCAAUCAUUAGCUGGUUCAAGGACGGAGAGCCGAUUGAGGUGACCGAGAGGCACUUCUUCACCGUGGAAGGGCAGUUGUUGAUCAUCGUGGAGACGGAGUACGAAGAUGCGGGCGAGUACGAGUGCAUGUUGGAGAAUGAGUAUGGAAGUGUGCGAGGUUCGAUGAAGCUGACGGUUGUUGAGGGUCCUGAAAUGAUACACGAGGUGAACACGAUCGCGCCUAGUGAAGGAUCGGUCAGUGGUCACAUCUUGAAUGAUCGGGAUAUUGUGGUCAUCAUCAUGAUCACGAUCAUUUGCUGUGCCAUUUUGACGUCGCUGAUUUGGUUGGUGGUGAUGCAUCGGUUCAAGAAGCAUGGUGGAGGUCGUCGAUCCGAUCACAGCGGAAUGGACGGCGGAGACAUGGACAUGAACGCCAACAUGGAGGUGAAUCAACAGAACUUGAUCGUUCGCAGUGGGGUUGGGAUCUCAACUACUCCGGCGGGUUAUUUCGAGUUUUUGAUCCCGAUGGUUCAGAACGAAGCCACUACCAAUGUGGACGACGACGAGCACAGUCACCUUACCAAUCGCUGCUACUACACAGUCGUUCCGAAGGUCCCGCCCAAGGUCCGCCGCAACGGUGGAGAAUCGGACUUGGACGAUGACCUGUCGUCGAAAGAUUCCGGAACGGGUGGUGAUUGUGGCUCCGCCACAGGUUCCACAAACGCGCACCGCGGCAGCCAGGAUGAUCUCAAGUGCAUGUUCCAAACGUUGAACCGCAAAACCGCCGAACUGGAAGAACCCUACCCGUACGACGAACACGAUCCCGACUCGAACCCGCGGCUGGAGCCACCACCCGCGAUUCCACCGAUCAACGCCACGACCGCCAUCCUGGUCAACGCGGACCCCGAACAGGUCGUCUUCAGCGAUGACCUCCCACCGCCCAUAAUCUCCCGGAUGGCCACGUCCCAGACGUUCCCCACCUUUGUCCAUCCCUCCUCGUCGGGUCCGUCUAGCUCGCUGGUUGCGUCCUCGAUGGAAGCGGCGGUCAGCACGCAGCCCAACCAGGUGCAGGUCAACAAACUGUACCAGCUGCUCAUCGAGAACCCGCGGCUGCUGGAGAAGCCGGUCAAGUACCGGUGCAAGUCGGCCGAGGGAGACACGCUGCAGCAGGAGGAGGGACUGGUCAGCAGUUCCGGACUGGGGAGCAGCGGAAGCAGCACGGUGAAUAGGGGCGAGCUGGGCGACAGCAAAGGAACCAUUUUCGUCGUAGGUGGUGGAAAGGCCACGUGUCCCGACAGAGUCCAAAUCGAGUGCGUGUUAUUGUGUUUGUCCUAGAAAUCUCACAGACACGCAGACAAGUUUGCAACCAUAUUAUUCGUUUGUGUUUGAGUGGCAAGUUUUACGAAAGUCGACACACGGCAAAUUAUACAUAGUAUUUUGCGUUUGUUUAUGCAACAGUUAGGGUCGUGUAGCGAAUCGAGUAUGAAGUUUUACAGAAAAAUGACAUUUUAUUAUUGUAGAGAUAUUUUGCUCGCGAAUUGCGCGAACUGAUUAGUAAAUUAGCGAUAUUACGUUGCCCGGAAAUUUGACCAGAAAAAUUUAAUCGAUAAUCGAUUGUCAAGUGGAUUGCAAAAAGUGUGACUUAGUUUAUAUGGUUAAAAAUAUACAUUGUAUGACAAACGGAAGGUAGCAAAGCAAACUAAACGCAAACCGAGAUAGCCUUACGGAAAAGGACUGAAAUUGAUUGAUUUCGCGUGUGCCUAUUUAUAUUAAAUAUACAUAAGUUUUGCGACGGACGGAGCAACUUUAAAUCAGCUUAAUCGAGUGCACUUUCCCCUUAACACUAAGCAGCAAGUCGGAAAUCAAACCCCAAAUCCACCUGCCACUAAACAAAAUUAAAACUUACACAAACACACACUCUGCACUAAGAUUAGACAUGUAAGUGAAGCGAAUUGACACUGUGAUUUUGUUUUCUUGUUUUUAUUCGUAGUCGUUAAGCUUGUUUUAUUUUAUUAUUUAACAUAAAAAGAAAGAAAAAGAUAGAAAACUGCUUCUUAUACUUUUAUUCGGCAGAUUAAUUGUUAUUUUCGUUUCGGCGGACAGCAAGUAGUGGAGUAAAAAUCAAAAGCCCAAUAACAUAAAUUUGCGUGAAAUGCGAGAAGAGCGUGCAUAACAAGUCUGACAACGUGCAGACAAAAUUGCGCUAUUUUUUCACUUUCGAAACAAAUGGUCAGACGAUGAGUAAUAAGGAUAACAAUAAACCAUUUGCAAGUCACAACACACACACGCGAUGACGGUGAAAGUUUUAAAAUAAAACAAUUUGUUUGCUUUCACCAGAUGGGAAUGGUUUAGAAAGGAGAGAAAAAUGUUUGCAGGUUUGCAGCGUCUUGCGUUAAAAAUAAGUAACAAAACUCGCAUUUUCCCCCCUUCAGAGGCUUGGCUCAAACCAAAGAGAUUUCUCAUUUUCAUUAACGACUGAUGAAUUGAUGACGUUGUUGAUGCUGCGACUUACAAACAUUUCUCUCUUCAGAUAAUUAAGUUACUUUACAUCAAUGCUUUUUUUUGUUUAUUGGGCUUUACUUGAUGGUUCCUUAAUAAAUUUGUAAAAAAUGUGGUCCACUAAUGACAAAUAAAUAGUUGGAUUUGUUAAAAUGAUAAAGCAAAGUGCCGUAAUAUGUUAAGAAUUGGUUGACUGAAACAGAAAAAAAAAUCAGAAAAAAGUUGCCUUAUGCUUCGCAUACACAGUUAAAAACUCACCCACAAAAACACACACACACACACUUUUUAGAACAUCAGCAUCACUUUAAAAAAAAAAUAAAACAGAUCAGUAUUCACAAUCUACUUACACUAAAGGAACAAGAAAAUCAAAGAUUAAAACUAAACAAAAAUAAAAUAGCUCGCAUCAAAAGUGUAUUAAGUUUACCGCCUCUUCUGUCGAUUUAGUAAUUUAUUUUUUUCCACUAGCAAAACAACAGUAAAGCGAACAAACCAGUAUAAAGAAAUACCACACAUUUCUAACAUAGUUGAACCAAUAAAGUCACAAUUGAAUUGCAACACAAAAGUUUAAACAAAUCAAACAGGACUAUUUCAAAAGUAAUCUAUACGAUGUUAGAGUAAUGACACACAAACAAACACACAGCUAAUUUAUUGAAAACAAAGUUUUACACCGCGUCUACAAUUACAAUGUAAUACCCAAUACUAGUUAAGCAAAGUGACAGAAAACAUAAAUUAUUGUAAAUAUUUUACUAUAUUUGUACAAAACACAGAAUAAAAGAACAAAGAACCUAAUACAAGACGCCGGUUUGGCGCUGGAUUACUAUAACAAUAAAAAAACAUUACUAAAUUAUCUGAACAAAAAAAAA
Messenger RNA from Culex quinquefasciatus (southern house mosquito), 6388 nucleotides. Its product is annotated as leucine-rich repeats and immunoglobulin-like domains protein 2. The record is from RefSeq and is a predicted model, not a curated record. Lineage: Eukaryota; Metazoa; Arthropoda; Insecta; Diptera; Culicidae. The transcript has 7 exons. Gene Ontology annotation, molecular function: protein binding. Bases 984 to 4361 code for a protein of 1125 amino acids.